AAUCAAACUAAUAGGGAAAUGGCAGCAAGCUGCGUUCUUUUUGCUCAUAAUUACAUACACUUGGAUUUGCUACUCACGUUAGUACGCAGAAGAUUAUAGAUUUUUGGUAAACAGUAGAUGUUCCCUAAGCUAUCCCACCGUGUCGGACUUUGAGAAGAGCAGGAAAAGGGGGGCUAAUAAUGUGACUGGGAGGAACAAAGAGGUCUACCCUUCCACCCCAGUUUUGAAGCGGGAGCAGAAAAUAAAGCCCGGUAACGGUGGUGCAUUAUUAACUAAAGAUUACUAUUGUCUUUUAAAUCUAAGAUACUGGUGAUGCAAUUGCAGAACAUUUUUUUUCUUUCUGCCUCAUUGCUGUGUUUUCGGAAGUAGUGAUAACACCUACUACAAGUCAAACAUUCUGUUUGGAUCCGGCUUACGUCCCUCUAAUUCUAAAUCUACAAUCGCUAGUGUGCAUGUAAAUUGCUGGGCCGUUUAUUGUCAAGCUAAUAUCUUUGCUUCCUUUUACCUAAACCAAGAGGAUAUCGGCAGCAUCGAGGAGAAAGGAAGGGGAAAUCUGAGAAGGCCUUCAUGCACAGAAACCUGCUUGCUUUGAUAUCCCAGAGAAUUGACAGAAAAUGCAAAACAGUGAAGUAAUAAAGCCUGCCAAGUAUUUCUCUGAAGUGGAGAAAAGUGUGCUGCUGGCAUUGGUUGAAAAAUAUAAGUAUGUACUUGAAUGUAAAAAGAGUGAUGCAAGGACUAUUGCACUGAAACAACGGACUUGGCAGGCCCUAGCUCAUGAAUAUAAUUCCCAACCAAAUGUAUCACUCCGAGAUUUCAAGCAGUUGAAGAAAUGCUGGGAGAACAUCAAAGCUAGGACAAAGAAAAUAAUGGCACAUGAAAGACGAGAUAAGGUAAAAAGAUGUAUUAGUCCACUUAUAAGUAAUCACAUCCUAGGAAAAGAGAAGAUCACCAACAUGAUACCAGAGCAAGUGUAUUUUUUACAGACUCCACCAGAAGAAGAUUCUGAAUAUCAGCCUGAAACUUCCAAUCAAGAAUCUUUCACUAUUAUUAACAAAGAAUCAUGUGAUGAAGAGAAAGGACUUGUACAUUUCCAGGUAUGUGAAGGCACCUCGCAGUCUGAGCCUUCCUGUUCAGCAGUCAGAGUAACUGGAAAUAAAAACUUCAGAAAUAAAGCUGCUCAAGAAAGUGAUUUGAAAAAGAUGCAUGAAGAGGAACACCAUCAGCAAAUGUCUAUUUUACAACUGCAACUGAUCCAAAUGAAUGAAGUCCAUGUAGCAAAAAUUCAACAGAUAGAAAGGGAAUGUGAAAUGGCUGAAGAAGAACACAGAAUCAAGAUGGAAGUGUUAAACAAAAAAAAAAUGUACUGGGAAAGGAAACUUCAGACUGUUACAAAAGAAUGGCCUGUAUCAUCUUUUAACAGGCCAUUCCCUAGUUCACCCUAGUACAUGCAACAGCUGGUGGUUCAUUAGACUGAAGUAACUUGAUCAUUGGAAAAUAGUUUGAGACUUAGGUUCAAUUCCUGUAUUUAGAAUGAUGGAAUAAUUGUUGGCUGUGAAUAAAUGUCAAGAAAGGCCUAAAAUAGGGAUUAGAUAGGUUUUGGUUUAAUAAAACAAUGAAGAAAUUUCCAUAUUUUUGGAGGUAAAAUGUUGAUGUAACUUGUUAAUGGAAUUUCUGAGUAUGCCCAGUAAAUCAGUCUUUUCCAUGGUAGUCAGAUCAAUCCAAUUGGGCGUUUUAUGUUAUUUUUGUAGCUGAAUUUUUCAAUUAUUUAAUGAUGAAUGUAUCUUGAGGUACAGUUAUUAAGACUUGUAGAGUGACCCAAUUGAACUAUCAAGCCAGGUAAAAAGGGUGGUAAUAGAGCUGUACAAGAAAAGGAUUUCAGAUUUCCAACAACUGUCUGUUCAAUCAUAGUUAUAAUUGUGAAAUACUAGAAAUGUAUGUUCCCCCCUUUCUGCUUUCACUUCUAUCUUGACAAAUCAUCUAGUCUAUUGCCCUUGAUUUGCACUGCAUGGCACAAUCAGUCCACUAGCUGAUAAAAUUCAUACUGGCAUCUGUCCUGCAGUAAAAAGAAAUAACCCAUUUCUAUUUGCAGCCUAGUCCUAUGAAUGUUUUAUCCAAGUAAAUGCAUACAGAGUUCAUAGUUUAUUAAUUUUGUACAAGCACUGCUUGGAAAUGUUUGUGGCAUCCUGCUACUAUGUACACCCAAACUACUGGAUACAUGUUUACAGGCACACAAUGUUUGAAGUAGCCCUUGUGGAGCUUUUACUUUUGAACAGAUUAAUAAAAGUUGAAAGAAACAAUACAAUAUGAAAUACAAAGAAAACUUUUCUAGCUUUAAAAUAGCUAGUAGCCUGAAAUGUCCACAGUUCAUAUGUAGCGUUAUUAAAUCAGAUUAAUCAGCAGAGAUAGUGGGGACUAGCAUUUUUUCAGAGUAGGAAUUCUGUUGUGUUCAUUGGAUUUCCUUCUGGAGAUUUCUAGAAACAUUUUUUUCACUCCAUUCAUUUCUGCUGGUCACUGGCUUGAAGCUUAUUAAAAACAUUACCAAAUCUUUUUAAUAUCUGAAUAGUAGGAUAAAGCUAUUAUUCAUAGAAAGCUACCAAUAAAGCAAAAGUGAGGCACAGGUCAUUUUUGAAGGAACAACCUUGUGGCUAUACAACCACCUUAACAUACUUUUAAUUACUUAGUCUAUUACUUUUGGGUAUUUCUAAAUUAACAAAAGGACACUGCUUUCCUAUCCAGGUUUAUAGGUGGGGUUGUAAUGAAUGCUGUAAACAACCUGAAUCCAGAAUUUAAACAUUUGCUUGUUGACCAGCUUGUGUGUUGAAUUUAGUUAAAGCAGUGGAGCCUUAUCCUUUGUAGAACAGAAUGUUCAAAAUCAAAACAUUUAAACAUUUCUUUGUAUUAUUUGGUUUUGACUUAGACUAAGAGGCAAAAACAUUAGAAUUUUUAAAGCAACUAAUUACAUUUUGAAUACAAAUCUAUUAUAAAAAAAAUCAGUGCAAACUAUAGUUCAAAUUUUGCAUUAAGUAAAUUAUUUUUGUUACUGGAAAUACUGUAUAUUUCCAUAGCAUACAUUAUUUUAUUAUUUUUAUUUUAAUUAUUUUUGUUACUGGAAAUAUUGUAUAUUUCCAUAGCAUACAUUUAUUUUAUUUUUUUCUAAUGAUUGGACAUUAUGCUACUGACAUAAUGGAUAAAAGAUUUCACUUCAUUCAAAACAUACAUUGAAGUCAUAUUUACAGCUUUAAUGACUAUUGGAUUAUGUUUUAGAUAUCACAUUUGUUACUUUUCUUGAAUACAUAACAUACAAAGACCCAGUUAAUACUUCUGGUAUUAUAAGGAAGAAAAAAUUAUUUUUUUAUAUAUUCUAAGCUUACAUUUAUUGUAGGUAAAAAAAAAAAAACCCUACAGGUAAUUCCCGAGUUGUGAACGUUCCCUUAGCGAACAUUCAAGAUUAUGCGAUAAGCACCCCCUAGUGCUUAUGAGCAAUUCCAGAAAUUAUGAAUGUUGCCACACAAUGGCAGUCGUUCACCCUUAUAAACGACUGCAGUGGCACUGCAACAUUCACCUUGGUUAUUCUCUCCCCCCCCCCCCAGCCCCGGGUCUCCCUAGGCACUAGGCCUUCAGUACUCACCCUGUGAAGAAUAAGAUCCUUCACUUUCUUGGCUGCUCCAGGCCCUUGUUGCAUUCGCAGAGAAUGGAGACCUAAAGUAAUGCAAGAUCACGUAAAAUUAGUGGUGCAAGAUCUCAUGCUACUGAUCUCAUGGUACUUUAGGCCUCUGUUCUUUGCAACAAAGAAUGGAACUGAAGUCAGGACGCUUCCAUAUACCUCCAGAGGCUGGAUCUGGGUGUUGAGGCCUUUUCCAGGCUGCUGCUGCCUGAAUCUGAGGCUGGGGGACACUUUUGUGGCACUCCAAGGCUGGAUCUGGGCGUCAGAGGCCUUUUCUAGGCCACUGCCACCAAGAUCUGAGGCUGGGGGAUGUUUCUGCGUGACUCCAGAGGCUGGAUCUGGGUGUCGGAGGCCUUUUUCAGCCUGCUGCCACCUGGAAAUGGGCCUCCAGAGGCAUGUGGAAACAUCCCCCGGCCUUUCUUCUGGGCAGCAGCAGCCUGGAUAAGGCCUCCAAUGCCCGAAUCUAGCCUCCAGAAGGUAGCGGAAGCAUCCCCCGGCCUCAGAAUCCAGGCAGCAGUGGCCUGGAAAAGGCCUCCGACACCCAGAUCCGGCUUCUGGAGGGCAGCGGAAGCAUCCCCCAGCCUCAAAUCCGGGCGGCAGCAGGAACCGUGGCAGAGAGGAGAAGGUUCUUUUCAAGAUGAGUCCAGCACGGCAAGAAGGGCAGGGGAAGCAUGAGGUAUCUUAGUGGGUUGGGGAAGCCUUGGGGGCCUGUUCCAUCACUGGGCCCUCCAUGAUCUUCCCCACCUUGAGAUACCACAUGCGAUUAAUGAACAGCGCAUUCGCCUAUGCAUUCGAUUAGGGAAUGCGUGGGCGAAAGGGAGUGAAUCACAUUUAAGGUAUGAACGGUAGUAUCCAUUACAUCUAUAACUCGAGGACUGUGUACAUAAAAGUUAAUGAAAUCAUAAUUUUACAUAACAAAUGACUGUCAUUUUAUUAUUUUUAUAUUUCCAAAUAACUGUGAUUUUUCCAAUCAGUUCAGUAGUAUUUCUCAGUGGCCUAAUUUGAUAAAAACAUUAAUCAUGUCUUUGAAUUUUAGUUUGUUCCAAACUUGUGUUUGUUUAUUUGUAAUAGUUGAAUAUUGAGAAAAAGUCUUUCCAAACUAUCUAUAGACUGUUCUAUGGAAUUAUGAUCUUUUCUUUUUUUAAUUUACUAUUUUUAAAUAAACCAAGCUAAAUAAAAA
Crotalus tigris (Tiger rattlesnake) is the source of this 4844-nucleotide messenger RNA. It is a transcript of the gene MSANTD3, whose product is annotated as Myb/SANT DNA binding domain containing 3. The transcript has 3 exons. The record is from RefSeq and is a predicted model, not a curated record. Bases 615 to 1442 code for a protein of 275 amino acids. NCBI's taxonomy places the organism in Eukaryota, Metazoa, Chordata, Lepidosauria, Squamata, Viperidae.